AUGAGUGUAUCUCGGACGUCAGCAGAGCCAGGGAAGUCUCUUACUCAGUCAUCGAGUGAGACUGGUUAUGGCCGAGGAAAGACGGUCACAUCAGCAUGCGAAAGAUGUCGAAGGAGAAAAAUUCGUUGUGAUGGAGAGACGCCAUGUGCUACUUGUCGGCGGUUUCGGAUCAACUGCGUGCGAAUACAGAAGAACGAUACUCAAGCCUUAGAACAACGCGUCCGCCAGCUCGAGGCGCAAAUCGCUGAAUUCACAGGUGGCAUAUCGAGCACGCAGGGUCAAGAGGCAAGUAAACAUUCGACACAGACAUGGCCGAAUAUUCCCGUAGCUACCGACUUCGGCUCUCCGGGACCGGCCAUAUCCAUUGACGAGCUCGGCCAAAUCCAACCUCCGACAUUAUCGCACUUGGAGAUACCGAGUAUUCAAGUCGUCGAUUACGCAGAUACCCUCUCGCCUGUAUCUCCAGUGUCGCCGGUGUCGCUGUCCCAAUCGCCAUUACUUCGCCCGCUUGCUCCUCCUCAGUCGACUCCGUUAGACAGUGUGGACAGUCUCCGGCCUCCUGUCACUGUAGCGAUCUCGCCUCCGAUGGCUGCAUGCCCAUCACCGAACCAAAAUAUUAUGCCCUAUUUGUCCCCAAGAAGCCUGCCUGGACCGUCAAGAUCGCGCAGCUCCUCGAUUUCGUCGCUCGGCCUCGACGCGGAUUGGACGUCUGCACCGGGUGAUAUCUCCGGAAUGGUUCUCGAGAGUGACAUUGACCCGAGCAUUUUCGAUCUGUCACCAGUCUCGCCUAGCGUGGAGACUUCCUGGACACCAAGCAAGUUCGAAGCCGAGAUGCUGCUGGAUAAAUUUUUCGACCGCGUUCAGAGCUCACCACAAAAUCUCGCACCCUAUCCCUUGAAUCGUGGCCAAUUGUUCGAGUUUCUUGACAUUUGCUUGUUCGGUGUCAAUGGCUCGCUUCCAUGUAUUCAUGGCGAUGGCGGUUGGAUUAAGAAUGCAGGCGGAGGGAAGAAGCACGACAAUGCACAUGUUGCAGAGCUGCUACCGGCUGGCGAUGAAGGAGACGCAUUCGCCGUCUUUUUGGAAACAAGCGUACUCGUUAGAAGCUGGGAUACUGGUCAUGCUAUUCUCGCAGGUCAGCAGCCAGAGUUUGGCGGGAAUAUAGGGCCAAGCCAAGUAGACACGACGAAAUGA
Messenger RNA from Aspergillus nidulans FGSC A4, 1191 nucleotides. RefSeq names its product Zn(II)2Cys6 transcription factor domain-containing protein. The record is from RefSeq and is a predicted model, not a curated record. The transcript is spliced from 2 exons. Gene Ontology annotation, molecular function: zinc ion binding; DNA-binding transcription factor activity, RNA polymerase II-specific; DNA binding. Gene Ontology annotation, cellular component: nucleus. The coding region runs from base 1 to 1191 and encodes 396 amino acids. NCBI's taxonomy places the organism in Eukaryota, Fungi, Ascomycota, Eurotiomycetes, Eurotiales, Aspergillaceae. Gene Ontology annotation, biological process: regulation of transcription by RNA polymerase II; DNA-templated transcription; regulation of DNA-templated transcription.